CUGGCAUAAUUCAAAAUUUUUGUUCAAAUAUGAAAACUAGACGGGCUUAGUUUUUUUUUUACGAUAACUGGUAACAGAGACCUGGCUUUAGCUUUGGUAGACGUUUGCUACCACUCAGAUAAAACCCUCUACGUUAGCGUUAGCUGGCGUAGCUAACAUUAGCUAAUGCUCAACAAGAUGGCCAGGAGUGUCUGGAGUUUUAGCGUGCUGCUGGUCGUGUAACGGUGCUUAUAAUGCCUGGUUUUUACAGAGAUGAGCGGUGAGAACGUGAAGUUGUUUGUAGGGAACCUUCCUAUAGAUGCUACGCACGAAGAACUGAACAAGCUCUUUGGUCCAUAUGGAGAGAUCAACACCUGCUCGUUGCUGAGACAGUAUGCUUUCGUUACCCUGAAGGGAGAGGGGGCAGCAGACAGGGCGAUACGACAUCUUGAUGGCAAAGAGUACCGAGGCAGACCCCUGGUAGUCGAAGAGUCACGAGCACGCCCACCCAACUCCACUAAAGUGUUUGUGGGGAACCUCAGCGCUACAUGUUCAGCAGAUGACUUGCAUGGGCUGUUCUCAACCUUCGGAAGAGUUUUAGACUGUGAUAAAGUCAAAGCAAGGUUAUGCUCAAAUGUCGGCUAUGCAUUCGUGCAUAUGGAGAGGAAGGAGGAAGCCUUGGCGGCUAUUGAGGCACUCAAUGGGACCAUGUUCAAGGGGCGUCAGUUGGCUGUAGAGCUGUCCAAAGCCCAACCUCUGAUAAAUCAGAUUAUGACAGCUGGAAAUUCAGCUAACCCCACAGGUGCUGUAACAGCAGGUGGCAGAGAGGGUCUUCUUCCACGACCGCCUCCGUCACUAGAGCAUCAUCAGAGUCAAGCAGCUGUGCUUGCUGCAGCUGCAGCUGCUGCAGCUGGAUUACCCAUACAAGUUCAACAAAGUGUCCAUAACUCUUUCUACAACACCACAUCCUUUGACCCCACCUACGCUGCUCUGAAAGGGAUCACCAGUUCUAAAGGUGCAGAUGGAGUCAUAUAUGGAGCUCUUGCCAGCCAAGUGUAUGGAUCUGUAGCUGACCAGGUGUUUCAUGAGCUGGCAAAUCACAAUUCUGCAGCGGCUGCAGUUGAGGAAGAGGUGGAGCCCCAGACUGUACCAGAUCCAACAACACUUUUCGAAGCAGCGAGAGCCAAGUUCUUUCAGGAGGGACAGAAGGUUCUGGCAGAGCAGCAGGCAGGGAGAAAGGCAGCACCUUCAGAUAAUGAGCGGGACCGCAGCCCAAUACGAGGAAAUCGAGCUCCUCUCCUCCCUGACCCUGUUCCGGGUUCAUUUGCUCAGAUACGCCCCAAACGACGUGCCCUGCUUCCAACACCACCUGGAGCACCUGAAGACCCCGUCGCUGCCACCACCACCACAACUCCUGAAGGAGCGGAUCCUGUUGCGAGGUCAUAUACAGAAUACUACCAACAAAUGCAUCAGUACCAACAGUAUCAACAGUACCAGCAACAGUACCAGUACCUCCAGUAUGCCUACACCAAUCCUCCACCACCACCUCCGCCUCCACCGGCAACCACACAGGCACCUGCUUCCACCACAACCCCUGCACCACCAGGGACAUAUACAGCACUCCCGACAUAUGCCGCAUCGGAUUCCUAUGCAGCACCAGGAACGUACGACACUUCGGGAAGUUAUGACGCCUCAUCGGGGAGCUACGACGCUUCAUCCGGGAGCUACGAUGCCUCGUCUGGAAGCUACGACGCCUCAGCGGGCUAUGACACAUCUGGAGGCUACGGGGCACCGGGAGCAUAUGAUUCAUCGGGAGCUUACGGAGCGGGAAGCUACUCCACCUCCACACCGUAUGAGCAGACACCCGCACACGGGCAACCCAUGCCCCCGCGCCACGAUUACCCUUACCACACGCCAGAACCCCCUUAUCGAUAGUCCCACCCCCCUCCCACACGCUCCUUUACACAUGGCAGAUGUGUGAUUGUGUGUGUGCGCGUGUAUGUGUUUGUGUGUGUGUACGUCAGCGAGCAUACAUAAGGGACAGUUUAAAGGCAAAAAACAAGAGAGUGGGCAAGGUUGUGAUUCUCCCCUGUUUCUCCAUCUUGACCAACUAGUCUCUCAAUGGAUGAUUACUCAGUUAAGUGGAUGAUUAUGAGCUAGCAAGGUCUCUGGAGUAGUGGAGAUGAGGGAGGCAGCUGAUACUGGAGUGCUGUUAAGCAUUAAUAGUUCCUGUUAGAUGUGAUAUAGAGGCACAGCUGGUUCCUUGUUGAAUGUUAAAGCUUAAAUUUUGCCUCAAACAAGGUUGGACUCAGAAGGUGGGUUUUUGUCACUUCAGAAGAGCUUUCUGUUCGGUGUCAGGCGAAGCCAUUUUAUGUACUCUACAUAAAAGAUUGUUGCUGCAUGAAAUGUGCAGUCUGGCAACUCAUCGUAUAUUGCAGACAAAAAUACAAAGUACAGAUAAGUAAAUUAUAAACCGGUUUUAUCCAUGGAAACAUAUCCUGUCCAACUGGGACUGUAUGGCUUUGUUAUUGUUUUUAUAAAACACUAAUUUCUCUACAGGCCCAUGAUGUUCAUUCAUGACGGCCAACUUUGGGUUGGCUGCAAUUUAAUGUGCUGUUGAGCUGUAUUGCUUUAUACUAAUUGUUUCUAUCAUUUUGUCCCCUUUUGUAUAUCUGUCAGGGUGUUGAAGAACAUCUCUUUGUAUAAUGUUGUUCAGUUAGACAGCACCUCAAACUGCAGUCUGCUAUGAAGAACACAAAGUUGACUCAGCACAUCUCCAACAAUAACAAAGUACAAACAGUUGUGCUUGCAUAUUUGUUGUGGCUUUUGUAGAGUAUGUAACGAGGCUUAGUCUGAAGUCAUUUGUAGCGAUGCUUUCGUAACAAUAAACCUGUUUUGAUCAGACGCACAACCUCUACAUGUAAUAUGGUGUUUGAAGAUGGAAAGCAGAGAUGAGGUAAAAGGAAGUUUGAGUGGUUAAUCAAAUUGAUUGUUUCAUUUACUGAGGAAAUUUGAUCCCGUACAGAUUGAAAUUGUGUUGUUAAAUUGACCAGAUGGCAUCUCAAAUAAUGUAUCAGGCUGGUUUCACUUAAGCCCCUUUCAGACAUGGGAUAGAAAACAUCAGUCUUGUAGAUUGACAGCACUUGGAUUAUACAUGAAUUCUUCUCACGGCUUGGUUCAGGCACACAAACAGCUUUCAAUAUAUCCAAAAGACCUAUCUCACUGGUGUCAUUGGGCAUUGUAAGCAUCACUCUGUAGAUGUAGUUUCACUUGAGAACAUUUGUUCUCUCCUUCAUCGUCAGUACCAGCAGGGUUUCUCUGAUUUUGAGUGUGUGGGCUGCCGACUGAGCAGCUUCUCCCACACAAGCUCAGAGACAUCAUCCUGUCUUCUGGACUGAAUAAAGCAAACACAUACACUUGAUUAUUGUUUUUGACGCACAUGUGACAGCAUGCAUCCAGACAUGCACCAUAUUAAAAGAAAUAUGUAAGUCUUACUAGGUAGACCUAGUGAGAUUGCUGUGUCUGAAAGGGGUUUUAGCUGACGGUGUAGUCUUAAAAAAAAAAUAAAAGAAUGGGGGCUGUUCACAUGAAAACAUUUCCCGAGCUUACUCAUUUGCAGGGUGAGAGGAGUGACUUUGAGGUAAAUUUCUAGACCAUCCUCCUAACAUACAAGAGUUGGACUGGUUUUUGAUGGAUAUAAGCAGUGUGUGAAUAACCUGCUUGAUGUUUCAUAGUUUUGCUAUUUUGGGCAGUAUCGAUUAAAGCAGAGUAGACCCACAAGAGUGCAUGAUUUCAGUUGAGGUAGAUGAUUAUAAUUUACCUUACUUUUCUUCCCCUCUUGGCUUUCUGUAAAUCUUGAGGUCUGUGCAAACAAAAAUAUGUUCCAACCUCAGGAACUGAAUAUGUCCUGUCAGUUUUUGCUUUAAAGGUCGGUUUUGCCUUUAAAUGUCAGAACAGUCUUCACGUAAUUUAGUAGUUAUUCACACUUAGUUCUUGUUUUGUGUUCAAUGCAUCCACAUCUUUCUCUGAUUAUAAGCAACAUUCAGUUGUUCAAUAGUUUUGGGGUUUUUUUUUGUUGGUUUUGUAUAUAUGUGAAUUUAUAAGAGCCAGGAGGAAUGUCAGCAAGCGAUGCAUGGCCAAUGGAGCUAAUAGAAUUUGAGCAAUUAAAAUUCAACUUUUAAUUUUUCUUUCCUC
Molecule: messenger RNA, 4173 nt
Organism: Pundamilia nyererei
Lineage: Eukaryota; Metazoa; Chordata; Actinopteri; Cichliformes; Cichlidae
Gene: rbm14a
Product: RNA binding motif protein 14a
Exons: 8
Coding region: 253-1914 (553 amino acids)
Cellular component (GO): nucleus
Molecular function (GO): mRNA binding
Source: RefSeq, a predicted model, not a curated record